AAUCAAAGUGCAAACAACAAAGAGAUUGCUUGCCAAAACAGAAACACUCUUGCAGUCCGACCAGCGAAUUAACGCCAUCAUCUGAACGAUAAUAUGUGUUUUGUGUGUCGAAACGAUGCAUUAACGCAUCCAGUGCGAGUGGACGGAAAAAGGUUUCGCGAAAAUUAGCGCUCAAACACGCCCAAACAGUCAGCUGCAAAGCGUCGAACCGUGGCGCUCGAUCUCCUAACCUCACAACGGCAACGACUAGCGGUUGACGCAAUCUCGGCUGUCGGAAGUAAGCGGUCGCGCCGAUUUCCAUUUAUUGCAAUUCGGAAUAUCACACAAAAACAUAUUGCAGUGAAGGUCUGCUUCAUACGGAUAUUUUACAAACUGUGCAUGAAAGAACCAAAAAGCUGUGCCCGUUAAGGAAUAGCAUACGGAUUAUCGAACGCGUGAGAGUGUGGAAGAGAGACAGCGUGUGGGAAAAGGACAAAGGGAACCGGUGACUUGAUGUGAACAAAAACAGUGGGGUGGGAUUUGUGUUUGGGGUGGUAAGAUCGGUAGUGGGUUGUGGCUAAAGGAACCGGUUAAACAUGAAGUCUCCGCUGCCGUUGCCUGAACUAUUUGAAGAGGAUGAAUUUUCGUUCUCCUUUAAGAAGCCACGCGGACUGCACGAUGCGUUCAGCAGACGACGACCGCCGAAGCUCAUGCAACCGUUGAAUCGCAGCAUUAAUGCUUCGAUGGCGAACGUAAUCUCGUUCCGGCUCGAUGACAGCCGGGCCGAGCUGAGCGCACUGUACAACCGCCACAAACCGGAAACGUACUACGAGCAGUGCUUCGAGCAACUGACCAAGGUGGGCGAAGGUUCGUUCGGGGAGGUGUUCAAGGUGCGCAGCCGCACGGACGGUCGGCUGUACGCGGUGAAAAAGUCGAAAACCUACUUCCGCAGCUCGCAGUGCCGCCAGCUGUGCCUGGAGGAGGUGCGCCGGUACGAGCAGUUCUCCGACCACGAGAACUGCGUCAAGCUGUACCAGGCGUGGGAGCAGGAUGAUCGGCUGUACAUGCAGAUGGAGCUGUGUCGCGAAAACCUGGAGGUGUACGCACGCGAGCAGCAGCAGCUGCCGGACGAGCGCAUCUGGUCGAUACUGCUCGAUCUGCUGCUGGCGCUUAAAAGCCUGCACGAUCGCAACCUCAUCCAUCUGGACAUUAAGCUGGACAACAUUCUCGUGACGGACGACGGGACCUGCAAGCUGGCCGACUUCGGGAUCGUGUUCGAUCUGACGAAGAGCAAUCCGCGGUACGCCACCGAGGGUGAUUCGCGCUACAUGGCGCCGGAGCUGAUGGAGGGCACGUACACGAAGGCGGCCGACAUCUUUAGCCUCGGCAUAGCGACACUCGAGCUGGCCUGCAAUCUCGAGCUGCCACCGAACGGGCGAAUGUGGCAGCGUUUGCGCAACGGGCAGCCCCUGCCCGAGCUGUUGGCGCGCAAGGUUUCUCCCACGCUGAAGGACAUCAUCCACAGCAUGAUGCGCCCGGUCCCGGCCGAGCGACCCACCGUCGACGUGCUGCUGAAGCAUCCGAUGCUGCAGAAGCUGUACGAAGCGCGAAGGCGAAGGCGAAUCUUCGAGCGGACCGGGUCCUACCUCUGCCGGAAGCUUUCCAGCCUAGCGCGAUUCGUGCUCGUUGCGGUAAUGUGGCUGGUAGCGUGCUUUCGACUACAGCACCGGAAAGAUUCUCCCGACGCGAAGGUGGAAAGAGGACAGCAGAAAGCAGCGAACAAAACGGCGAGAAGCUGCAACGGUUCGAAUCUGUCCGUUGGCAGCUGUUCCCGGACGGGUAUCGCAUUCGGUGCGUCGCGCUCAUUCCAGGAGCACUGUUCCAGCCUGCUGGCGGAUGAUGACAAUGAGAUGGAUUUUAGCGGCACCGGGUUCGAUAGUAGCGCAUGCACGGCCGCUGGCGACGAGGCGGACUGUGAUCGCACAGCCGGUACGCAGGACGGUGGCGGUACGGACAAGGAGAGUGUGCAAAUUACUCCGACGCUCAACAGCUCCAUGCCACCGACCCGCACACCGACGGUACGGAUCGUUAACUCGACGCCCCUCAACCACCACCACCACCACCACGACCAUCUGCACAGGCACCAUCUACAGUUUCAGCAGACGCAGCAGAGCCAUUCCGGUUCGCGGCACGCAAGCCGUGUUUUCUGUUCCCCGUUGCGCAUUUUGUGGUUUGAGGACGAUGCGGACGAUUUGUCGAUAUUGAACGAUUCGCGCCGCAACCUGAAGGCGUCCUUCUCCAACUCACCCACCGCCGCAUCAUCCCUAAACGAUAGCGACAACGAUUUUCGUCCCCUCGGCUCACUGUCACAGGAUUUGGACGCUUCGGGCGGUGGAAAGGGCGAUGGAGAAGAAGCACCAGCGCCGCCGGGAAAAAACGGCACAACGCCGGCACAUUCGUCGUUGUCGUCCCUUGCCGUUGGCGAACAAUCGAUUACGAGCACUCCGAACAGUUCCUUAUUCAAAGCGCUAAGAACGAACGUUAGCGUAGCGAACGGUGUGACUGCAUCAGCAGGCUGUGAUACUCCGCUGUCCACUGGGCAUUCGUCGUUUCUGAUUAAGAAAAAGCUACGAUUCAACGCCGAAGAUGAAGAUUCCGACUGAGAAGCCUUGUACGGCAGGGUACGGUGUACAGGGAGGCCGGAGUCAUCCAGUAGAAGUAGGCAAAAUAAGUGUGUGAAUUGGAUAACAUCCAAAAUACAAGCUAACCGUAUCUAAUCAUGAACAGAUCUCAGUGCAUUGGUGACAAAAAAAAAAACGGUGGACGGAAAACGAACCGUCGCUAACAUUCAUUCGCUCUCUUUUGCGCUGCGGCUUCCGCACAUUUCAUCAGUUCCAGGUUCGAGUCAUCCGGAGGAAACAGAUGCGUCUGUUUUCUCGUUUUUUUUAUUAUUUAAGCAGAUAAUAACAAAACGCAAGAUGAGAAUAAUAGAGCAGGGGGCGCAUUAUUAGUAUAGUAGAAUCCUUCUAGAUCAGCACAAAGAGAACAGAUAAAGGGAACAAAUGAUGCACCCGAAGUGCAUUGCACUAAACAAGCGCGGUUUGGGCGUAAAACCAAUGUGAUAUCGUGUGUAAACCCCCCCCAACAAACA
Anopheles merus is the source of this 3130-nucleotide messenger RNA. RefSeq names its product membrane-associated tyrosine- and threonine-specific cdc2-inhibitory kinase. Gene Ontology annotation, molecular function: ATP binding; protein kinase activity. The coding region runs from base 576 to 2642 and encodes 688 amino acids. Lineage: Eukaryota; Metazoa; Arthropoda; Insecta; Diptera; Culicidae. The transcript is spliced from 4 exons. The record is from RefSeq and is a predicted model, not a curated record. Gene Ontology annotation, biological process: protein phosphorylation.